Messenger RNA from Botrytis deweyae, 1743 nucleotides. RefSeq lists its product as uncharacterized. The record is from RefSeq and is a predicted model, not a curated record. The coding region runs from base 1 to 1743 and encodes 580 amino acids. NCBI's taxonomy places the organism in Eukaryota, Fungi, Ascomycota, Leotiomycetes, Helotiales, Sclerotiniaceae. The transcript is spliced from 4 exons. Gene Ontology annotation, biological process: transmembrane transport. Gene Ontology annotation, molecular function: transmembrane transporter activity.
AUGCAUAACUCAAGGGAGAACUGGAAUGAGUCGCUCGCCUCUAGUAGAGAAAGUUCCAAAGCUGUUGCAGUUGACGAACAAGUCAUAACUCCAGUCUACAAUUCGCAGAAGAUCGAACCAAACACAGUCAUUGAAAAUGAUGCAGCAUCACAAGAGAAGAUAUAUCCAAGCGGAUGGAAAUUCCUUCUUAUCACAUUGGGCAUCAUGGCUGCCGUUUUGGUAGUUGCUCUCGAUAACUACAUCAUAUCAACGGCUAUCCCUCGAUUAGCAACAGACUUUAAGUCAAUUAAUUUGACUGGAUGGUACAGCAGCUCUUAUUUUUUGACAAUCAUGGCCUUUCAGCCAGCUCAUGGACAGAUAUUUACAUUCUUUUCAGUAAAAUGGGCAUUCUUGAUUAGUAUUCUUUGGUUUGAAGUUGGUUCUAUCAUAAGUGCAGCCGCUCCGAAUUCAAUCGCCUUCAUUUUUGGGCGCCUGAUUUGUGGUGCAGCUGCAGGAGGGAUUUGGUGCGGAACAUUUACCCUCGUUACCAAUGUUGUUCCUCCUGCAAAGCGUUAUCUAUACGUGUCAGUAGUUACUAGUAUGUAUGGUGUUUCCUCCGCAGCUGGACCGCUUCUUGGAGGCUUGUUCACAGAUUCGAAGCUCACUUGGCGAUUCUGCUUUUGGUUAAACCUGCCUAUCGGUUUUAUUGCCUUCUUUUUGAUAGUAUUUUUCCUUGAACCACCAGAGUUAUCGGAGCUUGGGAAAAGCCUGACUAUAAAGCAAAAGAUUAUGAGGAUCGACUUCUUGGGCACGCUCCUUCUGAUUACAGCAUUCACUUGCUUUUUUCUCGCAGCUCAAUGGGGUGGUACCACAUACGCAUGGUCUAAUUCCAAGGUUUGGGGUUGUAUACUUGGAUUUUUCCUUCAAAUAGCAGCGUUCAGUUAUCUCCAGGUUCGGUUCCAAGAUCGCGCAACAAUCCCCAUUCGAGCAUUACGAAACUUCACAGCCUUACUGUGCCUCCUUUAUCAACUUUUUAUUUCCAUGGUCAUAGCGGUACAGAUUUAUUAUUUACCAUUCUACUUUCAGUCCGUACUUGGGCAUUCCGCGGCUUCAUCCGGAGUUCUCACUCUACCUUAUGUAAUGACGCUACUUUUUUCGCCAAUGGCUAGUGGUGCUUAUAUUACCGCCUAUGGUCAUUACAUCUCAAUUAUGUAUAUUGGGGCUUGCCUGGCUGUCGUGGGUUCUGGACUAUUAUCUACACUCACUAUCACAAGCAGCCAGGCACAGUAUGUAGGCUACCAAGUCAUAGUCGCUUUGGGAGCUGGAACAGUUCAGCAGAUUGCCUUUACAGCUGUGCCUUUGGCACUUCCACCAGCGGAUGUAGCGACUGCGAGUGCGCUGGUAUCUUUCUGUAAUAGUCUUGGGCCGGUAGUAGCCCUUACUGUUGGAAAUAUCCUCUUCACUAACCUCUUUGGAAGCAAAUUGGCAGAAAUUCCAGGAUUAAAUGGGAAGAUUACUGCAUCAGAAAUCAAGGGACUGGUAGACCUUGGAACACUCGUACCAGCCCAGUACGUGGAAAGUGUCAAACAAGCAUUAUCGUUCGCGUUGAGCCGGACGCUUGUGUUUGCGAUACCAGCUGCAGGAUUAGCCGCAUGCUGUGGUUUCGUGAUCCAGCUUCUUUCUUGGAAAAAGAAAAGAAUAAGCAGUCCAGCGUCGGGUGAAAUGACGGGAGAAAGGCUUCAGGGGAGUGAUGAGAAGGUCUAA